Momordica charantia (bitter melon) is the source of this 657-nucleotide messenger RNA. NCBI's taxonomy places the organism in Eukaryota, Viridiplantae, Streptophyta, Magnoliopsida, Cucurbitales, Cucurbitaceae. The record is from RefSeq and is a predicted model, not a curated record.
AUGAUACUGAAAAAUGCUGGUAACGAAUCUCCUAUUCCUACUUCAUCUCCCAUUCAAAACAUCUUACCUAAUGUGUCUGAUCUUGAUGUUCUCAUCGCUCUUAGAAAAGAUAGUCAUAGAGCUUUCACUUCUAGGAUAAAUAGCAUGGUUAUUCCAAGGAACAUUCAGGAGGCCCUAAAUGAUUCGAAUUGGAAAUUAGCAGUUAUGGAGGAGAUGAAUGCUCUAAAACUGAAUUGCACAUGGGACAUUGUAGAUUUCCCAAGAGAGAAGAAAACUAUUGACCUCUUUACUAAUUGGAUGUCAAAAAUGUCUUUCUCAAUGGAUAUUGGAAAUAAUAAAGUGUGCAAAUUAAAGAAAUCUCUCUAUGGUCUAAAACCAUCCCCUCGAGCAUGGUUUGAACGUUUUGAAAAAGCAGUCACUAGCUAUGGAUUCCUUCAAAGUCAAGCAGAUCACAAUAUCUUUUAUAAGCAUAGUGGAAAUGAUAAAAUGGUUGUGUUGAUUGUAUAUGUUGAUGAUAUUAUCCUCACAGGCAAUGAUGUAGAUGGAUUGGCCUGUCUGAAGAAAAGACUUGCUAGUGAAUUUCAAAUUAAAAAUUUGGGAACUUUGAAAUAUUUCUUAGGGAUGAAAUUUGCUAGAUCAAAAGGGGAUCUUUGUUAA